Salarias fasciatus (jewelled blenny) is the source of this 1679-nucleotide messenger RNA. It is a transcript of the gene stx11b.1, whose product is annotated as syntaxin 11b, tandem duplicate 1. Gene Ontology annotation, molecular function: SNARE binding; SNAP receptor activity. Gene Ontology annotation, cellular component: endomembrane system; presynaptic active zone membrane; synaptic vesicle. Bases 144 to 1040 code for a protein of 298 amino acids. The transcript has 2 exons. NCBI's taxonomy places the organism in Eukaryota, Metazoa, Chordata, Actinopteri, Blenniiformes, Blenniidae. The record is from RefSeq and is a predicted model, not a curated record. Gene Ontology annotation, biological process: exocytosis; synaptic vesicle fusion to presynaptic active zone membrane; intracellular protein transport.
CGCAGCAGAUUCACAGCUUUAGCUCCAAAGGCAGCUGCAUGUGGCUGUCUUUUUUAAAAAGCACUCGGCUUCAGAAGCAUGGGAAGGUGCUGAGAAUCUGACCCACAAACUUUCAUACCUGUGGACGCCACACCAGCCCAACCAUGAGGGACCGACUAAGCACCUUGCAGGCGAUGUCCAACGGCCACAUGGAGCCGAUGGAGUACGCAGAGUCCACCGUCUCCGAGUCUCUGAGCAACAUUGACCUGGAGGACGAGUUACCGCACGAGGCCGUCGUGUUCGACAACAGCCCUGCUCUGGAAGACGUCUUUUCCCAGUCGCAGGAGGUCCACAGAGACAUCCAGCUCAUCCGCCUGGAGGUUAAAAGGCUCCGGGAGCAGAACUCCCGCAUGCUCGGAGGCGUCAGCACGAUGAGCGCCAUCAAAAGGGACUCCAACGCCAUCGGCGCCGAUAUUAAGGCGAAGGCCGAACACGUGCUGAAGCGCCUGCACGAAAUGGACAGCACGGCCCAUAAGCUGGAGGAGGCUCACGGCUCGCAUUCAGCAGUCACCCGGAUAGCCAGAACCCAGUACGCCUCCCUCAGCAACGGUUUUCGCGAUGCCAUGUUUGACUAUAACGAGGCCGAAAUGACCCACAGAGAAAACUGUAAAGCACAGAUUCAGCGGCAGAUGGAGAUCGUGGGGCGCGACGUGUCGGGAGAGGACGUGGAGGACAUGAUAGAGAAAGGCCAGUGGAACAUCUUCACCGACAACAUCGUGAGUGAAGGCAAGACAGCCCGGUCCGCCUUGUUCCAGAUCGAGAAACGCCACCAGGAGCUGAUCGACCUUGAGGCCCGUAUAAAGGGCAUCCACGAGAUAUUCCUGGACGUCGCUCUGCUGGUAGAGGAGCAGGGCCCCAUGCUGAACUCCAUCCAGACCAACGUGCAGAAGACUGACGCCGGCAUUCAGGAGGCCCUCGUCAAACUGACCCGGGCCAAACGUCACCAAAACAACAACCCGUUUAAAAAGAUGUUUUGCAGCUGCUUUCCAUGUGUCGAUUAACAGCUGUACAGGGCGGAAAGAAUCGAAAAGCUUCCAUGUGCUGACCAUGGAAGGACAAGAGUAAAUUCUUAGACAUUUUCAUAUUUAUCAACAUUGCUUUCAGAGUAAUUGUACAAUAAACUUUUUUUUUCCCCAUAAAGUGAAGCUUUAAUGUGUUUUUUCUGUCUUGUUUGGAUCCAGAGAUAAAACUGCUACGGUAAAUUAUUUCUCAGUCCUUAAUAUUUGUUGUGUUAUGUGAAAGAGUUUACCUGAACCCAUCUUUCAUACUUGGGUAACUCAGAACAACCAUUUGAAAGGAGUUUUCAUGUUUAGUUGACUCCUGAGUCUCCAGCUCGGAGCGACUGGCAUUGAAUGACCGAAUCGCAGCAGUGACAUUUUCACAUUAUUGCUGGACUGCAGUCUCAAGGCAAGGUGUGUGUUUGUAUGAGAAAGCGCUUUGUUAGCAAACUUGAGAUUUUUGUUUACAUGCAAAUCCAAUUUCAUCCAAAAUGUUUUUCUGGUGUCUUGGUCAAAUCAUCGAAGCCACUCCAGUGAAUAUUUUGCUAAACUUUUGUCCAGUUCGUCACACUGCUGAUGUCCAUGAUAUCUUAUGCUGACGUGGGCUGUGUAUUGUAUCAUCUGACUUUCUUCCAACCGAUA